Amoebophrya sp. A25 is the source of this 358-nucleotide messenger RNA. NCBI's taxonomy places the organism in Eukaryota, Dinophyceae, Syndiniales, Amoebophryaceae. The record is from the annotation of a GenBank genome assembly.
GUGCUUGUUUCAACCUUUUGGUACGUUUUUCUGCGUCUCCAGCAAAGAACCGGAUCCGUUGGCCGUUUUUCAGCAGAUUUUGCACCUGAACACAAACCCGACCUUGUGUCGAAGGGGGGUGCUUGAUUAAGGGCAAGAUUUUGAUUAGAGGAAGGAGUUAGAGUUGGUUUUUUUUCAUGUGAUCCGCCCGUCGUUGACUUUAUUACACGGUCGGGUGAUCAUCACAAAGUCAAAGAACUACCACAGCCACCUCCUCAAGCAUAAAAACGGCCUUCUCUCUCUCUCCUUCUAAUCUCAAGGCAAUGCUCCUCGGUUGAAAGUGCUUAUUCACGACAUGGGAGAUCCUCAAAGUCCGAGC